Messenger RNA from Trichoplusia ni (cabbage looper), 4044 nucleotides. It is a transcript of the gene Srrm234, whose product is annotated as pre-mRNA-splicing factor CWC22 homolog. The transcript has 12 exons. The record is from RefSeq and is a predicted model, not a curated record. The coding region runs from base 115 to 3354 and encodes 1079 amino acids. Lineage: Eukaryota; Metazoa; Arthropoda; Insecta; Lepidoptera; Noctuidae.
AUCUGGUAACUCUGUCAAAGUCAACCAUAAAAAAAUCAGGACGAGCUAAGAUGGACGUGUGUCGAAUAAAAAUUAAAUAACGAGGUGCUUGUAAAUGGUAAAUAAACCGGCAAAAUGUAUAAUGGCAUUGGAUUAACGACGCCGAGAGGCUCGGGUACAAAUGGAUAUGUUCAAAGAAACUGGGCAUCCGUGCGGAAGACCAAAGACUCGGUAAAUUAUCGUACCGAAGAUGAAAUAGCCAAGUUAGACUCGGCUUCUAACAAACAGCCAAACCGGGAAAUCCUGGACCAUGAGAGGAAGAGAAAGAUCGAGGUAAAAUGUGCUGAACUUGAAGACAGUCUUGAAGAACAAGGGUUGCCGAAGGAGGAGAUAGCGGCGCGCGUGGCCGCCUUCCGGGCCAAGCUCUCCACCACCGCCGCCGGAGACAAGGACCUGCCCCGGGAUGAGUUCGGGAGAGUCGCCGUUCGUGAGACGCACGCGGUCGCAGAGGCGCAGCAGGAGAAGAACGCGCGGCUGCGAGACGCGUUCGGCAUCUCGCCGCGCUUCGUGGAGGGCUCCAGCCUGGACCCCGAGCGGCGCGCGCGCGACCACGCCGCCCGCUACCCGCUCGUGCGCACGCCCAGCCAUGAGCGCGACUCGCGCGACGCACGCGACACACGCGACGCGCACUCCGCCAAGAAGAAGAAGAAGAGGAGUAUUUCACCAGAAGCCAAGAAGCUGAAGAAGAAGAAGUCGAAAAAGAAUAAAAAGGAAAAACAGGUGACACUACGGUUGUCGAAAAGGCAAGAAUCCAGUAAGAAAAAGAAGAAGCGCUCAAAGUCUCCCGACACAGACAGCUCAAGUAGCUCCGAGGCACAGGACAGCGACUCUGGCAGCUCGGAAGACGAACGACAGAGAAAGAAAAAGAAGAAAAAAUCCAGCAGCAGACGCCGCGGCAGUAGCGAACCUUCGAGCCGUGAAAGUUCCCCAGUGAAAUACACAAAAGAGAAGCACCGGGAUCGUUCAAUUGAAGAGAGAGCCAACGAUGUCCAGUACAGAAAAGCGGAUCGGGAACGUGAAGAACGCAGCAGGAAGUACGACAAGCGCGACGAGCCUCCCGCCAGGGAGUCGCGACACAAUGACAGGAGGCGCGAGCGCAGCUCCACACAAGAAGAGCGAGACUCCUCGCCCGAGUACCGCCAGAAAUCUUGCAUUACCAAAAUAGAAAACAAAAAACGAGAACCAUCCGUAGAACCAGAGAAACGCAGAAGUAAUAAACGUUCGAAGCGCGACCGUCGUCGCUCUUCACCUGAGUCAGAUUUCGAAGAACCCCAUCCCAAACACAAGGCGGAGAAAAGAAGUAAAAGUCAUUAUAACAGAGAUUCUAGCGCGUCACCACCGCCAGAGAAGAGGCGACGCAAAAGUUCCUCUCCAGAGUAUAUAAAACGCGGUGACACUUAUUAUAACAGAAAAGAGACUGUAAAAGAAAACAGCAGAAAUCACAGGGAAGAAAGAGAGGAGCGCAGGUCAAAGAGAAGCGAAUCUCCUAGUUAUGGACACAGUAGGCGUGAGAACUCGCCGCCAAGGAGAGAUCGAGACAGCAAAUAUGAAAAAAGUAACAAAAAUAGUCAUGAUCGUUAUGAUGACGUACCAACCAAACGAAAGGAUAGGGAAAACAAUGAUAAUAAAUCACGCAGGAAGAAGGAUCGGAGUGCUUCUAAAGAAGUAAGGGACUCUUCCUCUGAAUACAAAGAACGAUCUCCAGUCGCUAAGAGUACCAAAAAAAGAGAAUCUCGAAAAGAUACCGAGAAGUCACACAAGAAUUCAAAAUCAUCAAGAAAGUAUUCGUCGUCGGGCUCUGAUUCUGACCCACCACCUAAAAGUAAAUCGGACAAAAGCUCUAAAAAUAAAGCUCGGUACUACAAAGAGAGGAGUGAAUCGCCCCCAGAAAGAGAACAGCGGAGGCGGAGUCCUUCUCCUGAACCUAAGAGGAAAGAUUCUCCUCCAAAAAACAAAGCCGAUAAGUAUAAAACAAGCCGAAAAUCUGUAGAAAGUAAACCUGAAACCAGUAGAUCCUCCAGAAAAAAAUCACCUACUCCUGAAGAAAAACCACGGCGUAGAGCAUCACCAAGUAAAUCGAAAUCUCCCAUACCACGCAAAAGCUCAAAAAAGGAAAAAAUGAAGAGCGAGACUCCAAAGGAGAAGUCAAAAAAAUCCGAUCGUCAUACCGCCGACCCUCGCACAUCUUCACCUAAAGGUGAUCAAAAAGAUAGGUCUGAUAAAGAAAAGAACCAUGACCAAAAGGGUACGCAUAGAGACGGAUCACAGUCUCGACCUGGCCAUAGAAGCUGCAGCACGUCUAGUCUCAGCUAUUCCCCUGCACGACGCAGCCCAGAGCGAUAUCGUGACAUAAUUGAGAAGUUACCUGAUAAAGACAAACGUAAAUACAUUAAGUCACCCUCAGAUCUCCAGCCUAAGAAAAAGAAAAGCAAAGAAGUAGCAGAACAAUUUAAACCCAAAGCUGUCUGCAUGCGGAGCUCUUCCAGCGAACAUGAUGAAUCAGAAGAGGAUUUUUUAAGAUUGGACGAAAGAGAUCGACAGGAGGAAUUUAUUGACAUGAAAGAGCUGAAUGGACUGAGAGAAAGACUGGCUCAACUAGCUAAAGCUUCCAUGGAGCGCAAGCGAAAUGAGGAUACGAAUGGUCCGUCGACGUCGCAGGCCGGCCCUAGCGGGUCUAAACAAAAGGAGAGUGAAGGACCAGCUGAAAAAACCAAAAAGGCUCCAAGUCCUACAGUAGAAAAAGCUAAAGAGAAGUCGCCUGCGCCAGUAGAAAAAAAGAAGACUCCAGAACCAGCGAAGCCGAGCCCUCCUAAGGACGAUAAGAGCCCGACUGUGAACGUGGAGAGUUCGCCAGAGGUUAAGAAGAGUUCCCGCGGCACGUCGCGGCGGCGCUGGUCGCGCUCGUCGUCGCGGCGCUCGCGCUCGCCCUCGCGCUCCUCCAAGUCGCGCUCGCGGAACAAGUCCUCGCGCUCGCGCUCCCGGUCGCGCUCGCGCACACGCUCUUCCAGAUCCAGGUCGCGCUCAUAUUCCUCCUCGAGGCGGUCCCUGUCGAGUCGCUCCAGUUCAUACACCAGCCGGAGCUCUUCCCGCUCGACGCGCAGCUCGUCGCGCUCCACCCGCUCAUCUAGAACAAUGACCGGCGUAUACGCCGAUUACCGUAGAUCGAGCGAGUCGCGGGCGCGCUCGCGGUCGCGCUCGCCAUCCAUACCGCGCCGCGCUGGCUCGCCCAGCUUCUUGGAUAGGCGCCGGAUCACAAGAAAAAAGUCACGAAAAUAUAGCACGAGUUCUGAAGACACAAGUAGUAGCUCCAAUUAGUGAAGUGAUUGUGCUAGUGUGAAUUAGUUUAAGUAAUAUUAUGUAUUGUAUUAAAAUAUUAAGUCUUACUUUCACAUAAUAUAUUCUUACGGUCUUUUAUUAUCUUUCUUAUUAUAAAUAUGGGUGUCCAUUAAUGAUGACAGUUAGAGACUGACCGAGUCUACGAAUGUUGUAUGGACUAUUGACUUUUGGCUGUGAACACAUAUUUGAACACUCACUCUUUGGUCGGUCUCUCACAAAUAACUACUUUAGAUGUGUGCGUGCGUCUAACACUGAUCAUGCUAACAGGGUGUGCUACUAGACUUAAGUUACGAAAUCAAUUUUUAUUAAUUUACACUAAUUAUUAUGAAUGUUACAUGGACUCUUAACCUGGUAGACUUUUAAGAAUUCUUCCUGAUGGAGUUGAACAAUCCUUUCCAUUGAAAUAAUUUGAGAGGCUACAACGUCAAUGGUAAUUAUAAAUUAAUAGUUGUUUUUCCUCCGUAGCGCACCCAUAUUAGAUCUAUCAUACGCGCCAAACAAAUUCAAGUAUAGAAGAAGAUAACGUGCCAAAUGAAAUAUCCACAUGAUGGAAGUUUACAGUGACGGCCGCCAGAUGUAGACAGUGUGCUAUUAAUAUAAAACAUGCUGCAAGUGUGUUUUCUGUUUCAAGAUUCAUUUUGUUUUAUCACAUUAAAGUUUAUUGUGAAA